Molecule: messenger RNA, 3417 nt
Organism: Aphidius gifuensis
Lineage: Eukaryota; Metazoa; Arthropoda; Insecta; Hymenoptera; Braconidae
Product: transcription elongation factor SPT6-like
Exons: 12
Coding region: 1-3417 (1138 amino acids)
Biological process (GO): nucleosome organization; positive regulation of transcription elongation by RNA polymerase II; transcription elongation by RNA polymerase II
Cellular component (GO): transcription elongation factor complex
Molecular function (GO): nucleosome binding; histone binding; DNA binding
Source: RefSeq, a predicted model, not a curated record
AUGAAAGGUAGAGCUACAAAUAUUGGCGGAGUUGAUGAAAAAUCAGAUGAUGACAAUGUGUUUGAAGACAGUGAGGAAGAAAAUAACAAUGAUAUUAUUAACCCAAACAAAAGAAACAGAAGUGAUGAUGAUGAGGAUGAUUAUUGUCUUGAAGAUGAUGAUUAUGAUCUUCUUGAAGAAAAUUUGGGUGUCAAAAUUCAAAGAAAAAAAUAUAAACGUUUAAGAACAAUUCAAGCCGAUGAUUCUGAUGGUGAUGAUCGUGAUGCUAUUGCCAAUCAACUUUUUAAUAAUGACGAUGAUGAUGAUCUACCAAGUAAACCACGUAAACAACAACAACAACAACAACUACAACAAACAGAACAAUUUAAUAGUGAUAAAAGUGAAGAUGAAGAUUCAGAUUAUGAUAAUUUUAUUGAUGAUGAUGAUGAUGGCAGACAAUUAAGACCACAAGAAACUGAUCCAUUAAUUCAUAAUGAUGCUCUUCGAGAAGCUCGAGAUAUUUUUGGUGUUGAUUUUGAUUUUGGAGAAAAUGAAAGUCUUGAAGUACCAUAUAUAGCAUAUUACAAAAAAGACUACGUUUUACCUGAAUUAGAUCAAAAUGAUUUGUGGAGAGUUUAUAAAUUUGAUGCAAAAUGGUCACAAUUAUGCCAAAGAAAAAAUAGUUUAUUAAAACUUUAUUCCAAUAUGUAUGAGUAUCAACAAGUGCAAGUAAAAAUAAAUUCCAAAUAUUCAUUAUUUGAUAAUAUUAGAAUGAUUAAUGUUAGUGAUUUAAAUAGAUUAAAAAAUGUGGAAACAAAUGAAGAGCUAAAUGACAUUCAUCAACAUUUUUCUUUGUAUUAUAAUUAUGAUAUACCAGCAAUGCAAGAGUUAAUAAAAAGACGUAAAGUAAAAGAAAAAUAUUUGGAUAAAUUAAGAAACCAACAAGUGCCAAAUAAUGUUGAUGAAAAUAACAUGGAAAUUGAUAUAGAUAUUGAAGUUGAAGAAAGUAAUAAUAAUCAUUUAAAACAACGAGCACAUAGUGGACCAUAUUCAUUGUAUAGAAAAGCUGGUCUUGAUAGUUUUGCCAAAAAAUUUGAAAUAAAUGAACCAUCUGUUAUUGCUAAUAAUUAUUUUAAAAAUACAACAAGUAGUACAGAUGAAAUUAUAAAUGCAGUUAAACACAUGGUAGCAAUACAAUUAUCACGUGAACCAUUAUUACGUAAAUGUGUUAGAAAAAUAUAUAUGGAACAUGCAAAAAUAACAGUUAAACCAACAAAAACUGGUAUUAAAAUGAUUGAUGAAUCACAUCCAAUAUUCACAAUGAUGUAUCUUAAAGAUAAACCAAUCAACACAUUAAUUGAUGAUCAAUUUUUAAAUGAUACUAUUGAAGGUUACACAAGUGAUAAUUAUGUUGAUGAUGUAAAAAAAUUAUAUGUUAAUAAUGAUGAUGAGCUUGAUGAUUGCAUUGAAAAUUGGAAUAAUUUAAGACAAGCUAGUGUUGAAAUGGCACUAAAUGAUAUUGUCAUUCCAAGUUUAAAAAAUGAAUUAAAAUCAGUGCUUAUUGAUGAAGCUAAAGAACAUGUAAUGAGAGCUUGUUGUAAAAAAUUAUAUGAUUGGAUUAAAAUUGCUCCAUAUAAAUGUGAUAAUAGUAUUUUUGAUGGUGAUGAUUGGGAUACAAGUUGUGGUCUUCGUGUAAUGACUAUUUCUUAUGUACCUGAUCAAACACAAGCUGGUUUUGCUUGUAUUGUUACACCAAAUGGUGAUUGUACUGAUUAUUUAAAACUUCCACAUGUACUUAAACUUGAGGCUAAUCAUAUAUUUGAAGAUAUAAAAAAAUGUGUUACAUCACUUAUGCAAAGUAAUGAUGAUUUUCCUGAUGUACCAAUUGAAAUAUAUGAUAAUCAUUUAUCAAAAUUAUAUUCAAAUAGUACAAUAGGAAAAAUGGAAUUUAAUAAUUAUAAUGAAAUUUUACGUGAAGCAAUAUCACUUGCAAGAUAUAUACAAGAUCCAUUAAGAGAAUUUUCACGACCAAGAAAAAGUACAAAUAUCAUAAAAAUAUUAAAAAAUUCAAAUAAAUAUCUUGAAAAUCGUCCACAAUUAAUGACACUAUGUCAAUGUGAUGAAAUUGUUUAUAAAAAUUAUAAUUUUAUUGAAAUAUUAGAUUCAUCAAGAAUACAUCCAGAUGAUUAUGAUUUUGCAAGAAGAAUGGCACUUGAUAUACUUGAAUAUGAUGAUGAAAAUGCAACAAAAGCACUUGAAGAAAUUUUAGAUAAACCAAAUAUACUUGAAGAUCUUGAUCUUGAUACAUAUGCAGAACAAAUUGUUGAUGAAUCUGGUGAAAAACGUUUAACACUUGAAGAUAUUAGAACUGAAUUACAUGGUUUUUUUAAAGAUCUACGUGUACCAUAUGAAAAACCAGAUAGUCAACAAUUAUUUGAAUUAUUAACAAAAGAAACACAAGAUACAUUCUAUGUUGAACGACGUGAUGAAAUUCAUCCAGUUAGAAAUAAUGAUACACGUCUUUGGAAAUGUUCAUAUUGUAAUAAAGAUGAUUUUAUUGAAUUAUCACAUGUAUGGAAUCAUCUUGAUAAUGAAGAAUGUACUGGUAAAUUAACUGGUAUUAAAAUUAAAUUUGACAAUGGAAUAACUGGUUAUAUUAAAAUUAAAAAUAUGUCUGAUGACAAUACAACAGAUAUACCAGAUAAUAUACAAAUAAAUACACCAAUUAAAAGUCAAACUGAAAAUAUCAUGAAACAUCAUUCAACAAAACAAGGUGAUGCUGUUAUACGACCAAGUAGUAAAGGUUGUGAUCAUUUAACAAUAACAUGGAAAGUAACUGAUAAUGUAUUUCAUCAUAUUGACAUUAGAGAAGAAGAUAAACCAAAUAGUUUUUCAGUUGGUAGAAGAUUAUUUAUUGGUGAACAAGAAUUUGAUGAUUUAUAUGAAAUAAUGACAAAUUAUGUUAAACCAUUAGCUGAAAAUGCAGCAACAAUAAUUAAUUAUAAAUAUUAUAAAUCAAGUGUACUUGGAUCACAAGUUAAAGCUGAUAAUAUUUUAAAAAAACAACAAAUUAUUAAUCCAAAAUAUAUACCAUAUAUUUUGUCAGUAUUUGAAAGAAUACCAACAUAUUUUAUGCUUUCAUAUUUACCACAUAAUAAGGUAUAUCAUGAAUACAUACAAAUAACAUCAAAUGGAUUUAUAUACAGAGAAAAAGAAUUUAAAAAUUUUCAAAAAUUAUUAAGAUGGUUUAAAGAAUAUUACAAUAAACAAACUAAUUUAUCACAUGAAUUACGUGGUUUAUCUGCUGUAACUGGUUACAGUGGUACAAAUAAAUAUAUUGAUGAUUUAUUUACUACAGUUGAUGAAACACCUACAAUUAAAAAUAAUCAAAAUAAUAAAGCAGCAAAACAUUCACUUUUUGAUCCUGAUUUUUGGUAA